Debaryomyces hansenii CBS767 is the source of this 795-nucleotide messenger RNA. Its product is annotated as HAD family hydrolase. Gene Ontology annotation, molecular function: beta-phosphoglucomutase activity; sn-glycerol 1-phosphatase activity. The transcript has a single exon. NCBI's taxonomy places the organism in Eukaryota, Fungi, Ascomycota, Pichiomycetes, Serinales, Debaryomycetaceae. The record is from RefSeq and is a predicted model, not a curated record. Gene Ontology annotation, biological process: glycerol biosynthetic process; response to osmotic stress. The coding region runs from base 1 to 795 and encodes 264 amino acids.
AUGUCUUUGAAACCAGCUAAUAAAAUUCCAGCAGUAUUUUAUGUUAAUGCAGCAUUAUUUGACUGCGAUGGUACAUUAGUCAACUCUACAGGAGCAAUUUCUGAGUUUUGGAGGGGGUUUGCAGAAACCAGACCGCAUGUUGAUGCUGAUGAGAUCAUAAAAACAUCACAUGGUUGUAGAACCUUCGAUGUCAUUGCUAAGUGGUCACCAGACGAUGCAGUAGAAAAACAAGUUACGGAAUGGGAAGCGUCGAUUCCUGAAUCAUUCGGUCAAUAUGCAAAGCCGAUUCCAGGGGCUGUUGAGCUAGUUAAAAGAUUCGAUGAGAUAUCACGAACCCAAACUGAUAAUAAGCAUCAAAGAUGGGCGAUUAUUACCUCUGGUACUUUGCCAUUGGCUUCUAAAUGGUUGAAAUUAUUAACAAUUGAGAAGCCUGAUUGUUUUAUCACAGCUGAAAAAGUGGCGCAAGGAAAACCUCAUCCACAAGGGUACCAAUCGGCGAGAGAAAAUCUAGGAUAUGAUGCACCCCAUAAGAAGGUUGUCGUUUUUGAAGAUGCCCCUGCAGGUAUCAAGGCUGGUAAAGGUGCAGGAGCUAUGAUUGUUGGUAUAUGUUCAACCUAUGACCCUGAAAAGGUUUGGGAAUCGGGUGCAGAUAUAGUGGUGAAAGAUUUAUCGUCAUUUGAAAUAGAUCAUUAUAAUCCUGAGACUGACGAAUUUAGAGUGGUUGUUAACGAAUAUUAUUAUGCCAACGAGCAAUAUACUAUUCGUCGUAAGUCACUUGUUGGCUUAGAGGUUUAG